ACUGGUUCCGGGUCGGCUUCCGCUUCCGGCAGGGCGGCUGGCGCCGGCCUGGCGCCGCUCCCGGGGCUCCCGACAUGUCCACGCUGUUCCCCUCACUCCUGCCCCGCCUCACCGAGUCCCUCUGGUUCAACCUCGACCGGCCGUGCGUUGACGAGACCGAGCUGCAGCAGCAGGAGCAGCAGCACCAGGCCUGGCUCCAGAGCAUUGCUGAGAAGGACAACAACUUGGUGCCCAUAGGAAAGCCAGCAUCCGAGCACUAUGAUGAGGAGGAGGAGGAGGACGACGAAGAUGACGAAGACAGCGAAGAGGACUCAGAAGAUGAUGAGGACAUGCAGGAUAUGGAUGAGAUGAAUGAUUAUAAUGAGUCUCCUGAUGAUGGGGAGAUCAAUGAGGUGGACAUGGAGGGGACAGAGCAGGAUCAGGACCAGUGGAUGAUCUGAUUCUGCCACAACCACACCGGAACAGAGGUUGGGGGAGAGCCUUUGCCCCCCAAGGCUCUGGGGGACAGUUCAGUGAAGCUCCUCCUGCCAUGGGUGCUGUGUGGGUUAGCAGGUUCGGAGCGAAGCCCCCCGGGGAGCCAGAGGAGACACUGCCACCUGGCAUAUUGGAACUCACGCAUCUUUUCUAAUAAACUCAGUUUUCAAGAAAACAA
This is a messenger RNA of Camarhynchus parvulus, 652 nucleotides long. RefSeq names its product anaphase promoting complex subunit 15 (gene ANAPC15). The coding region runs from base 75 to 440 and encodes 121 amino acids. The record is from RefSeq and is a predicted model, not a curated record. Lineage: Eukaryota; Metazoa; Chordata; Aves; Passeriformes; Thraupidae. Gene Ontology annotation, cellular component: anaphase-promoting complex. The transcript is spliced from 4 exons. Gene Ontology annotation, biological process: regulation of mitotic cell cycle spindle assembly checkpoint.